Messenger RNA from Mugil cephalus (flathead mullet), 1268 nucleotides. RefSeq names its product kallikrein-8-like. Gene Ontology annotation, molecular function: serine-type endopeptidase activity. The coding region runs from base 271 to 1047 and encodes 258 amino acids. The transcript is spliced from 5 exons. Gene Ontology annotation, biological process: proteolysis. Lineage: Eukaryota; Metazoa; Chordata; Actinopteri; Mugiliformes; Mugilidae. The record is from RefSeq and is a predicted model, not a curated record.
CCAGUGUGCACAGUAUUUUCAUACACUCCUUGGAUCCUCCCCAGCACUCUCCUCGUCCCACCCUCACACUUCACUUUACUGCCAUAACAGGUGUUUGAAGAGGUGUGGGGAUGUGGGGAGGGUGCUGAGGGCCACCUAUAGCUUUCGAGCACAUCCACGUCGCCCAAGAGACCAGCCGAUAAACACCCCUCCCCAACACCUGAGACUCACUAUAAAAAAGCUGAAGUAUCGAACGGUCACCACCUGAAGUGAUCCACACGCAGAGGGACCAUGUUGAAGCUUUGCUUUGUUGUUUUGGUGCUUGCUGGCGUAGCCUCUGGGGAAAUCGAGAAGAGGGUUAUUGGGAGCAAGAAAUGCGACGGGGAAAGGAAGUAUCAUGUCCAGAUAGAGACUGUUCAGGGGAAAAAGCCCUGUGGAGGCGCUCUGCUUAACACCCGCUGGUUCAUCACAGCUUCACACUGUGGAAAUCAGAAAAUUAACGUCAAACUUGACACAAGCCAUAGGUCAUGGUUUAAAAGCGCCAAGAGCUCAUUCUUUUCUUUCUUCGGGUCGAAGGACAAAUAUGAUCAAGAAAUUCCAGUUGAGCAGCAGUUCAUCUAUAAAGAUGAGGAGGGGAAGGAGCAUGACAUUAUGCUUGUGAAACUGUCCAAGGAUGCGUCUUCUAAAAGUACCGCCAUCAACCUUCCUCCUGCUGAAUGUACUAAACUAGAGGUGAACAAGCAGGUUGAGAUUGGAGGCUGGGGAGCCAAGAAGGCUGACUUGAAAAAAUCAAGUAGCCUGAGAUGUGCCAAUACUGACAUCGCUGAAUGUGGUGAGAAUGAUAAACCUGGUAAACUCUUCCACGUUGAUGAAGCUGCAGUCAUGUGUGCCUUUAAAGGGGGCGUAGAAGUCUGCUUUGGCGAUUCGGGUACGGCUGUGGAGCACGAAGGUGUCUUACGUGGGCUUAUUGUGAGCGACCCGGUUGAUACGUGUGUACAGCGCGUUGUGAUGUUGGAUAUCUGCCACUACAGGAAGUGGAUUGACGAAACCAUGGCUAAGCAUUCAUGAGUUCAUUCAUAACCAUAGUCACCUGCAGAGAGAAGACGAUGUCAAGUAGAGCGUAGGCAGCUUGGUGUGAUAAGAAAGACCCAUUUUAAUGAGGCAAACAAAUGACUUUAAAGUGCAUUAAUCACCACUUGUUGCAUCAAAGUCUUUAAAAAAAAAAUAUGACUGUAAACUAUAUUUAAAAUUUCUGUCUUACGUUUCAUGAAUUAAAAUAAAUAUGGCUG